Messenger RNA from Peniophora sp. CBMAI 1063, 1764 nucleotides. Lineage: Eukaryota; Fungi; Basidiomycota; Agaricomycetes; Russulales; Peniophoraceae. The record is from the annotation of a GenBank genome assembly.
AUGAGCACCUCCUUCGCCUCGGAUGUCGCUGGGACCAGCGCGUAUAGUGUAAGAGGGACGACGAGGCCGACUAUCUCUAUGGUACCAGUAGAGGUCUUAUCGCAGGCCUUUGCGCACUUGGGGGACGACUUCGCAGCGCGCUACCUCGAUCUCGUCCUGGACAUCCCAAACGUCGCCGAGUACCGAUACGUACGCACCCCAGACCUAGACGAUGAAUAUUCUGGCCAUAUACGUGGGAUCAUGCGCAGCGAAUCGCCGUGUUUGAUCGUGACUCGCGUGUGUCGACAGUGGUACAGCGUCGCCAUUUCUACGCCGCAGCUUUGGACAUGCCCACCCAUCUUUCACGCAGGCGGAACAGCAACUUUCCUGGCACGCUCGGACGCCGUCCCUCUUGAAUGGCCGCUCGUGGCCUCGCAACUGCGAUCCUCUACGUUGGCAGAUCCAGACAGGCAGCGCACAUUGAUGCCUGUGCUCAUGCCGAAGACGUAUGGCUUGCUCUGGCUGCACAACACGGAUAUACAAGAGACGCGGGACAGCGUGGGCUUACCCGGUCAUCCUAUCUCCUUAGCAGAGGUUGAACAAGCGCUGAGCCUCCGCACCGACGCGUUACAGGCCCUGUACGUUGUCAAUCGCGGAGCAUACCGGCCAACAGACCAGCUCCCGGGACAGCUCUCAGAGCCAUCACCACCUCCUUUGCAUACGCUCUAUAUACGCGCUAGACGUAUACGUGCGGACCACCCGCUACUCGCGUCCAACCUACAGUCGUUGACGCUGACCUCUGUUGCCUCGGUGUGGGGCGACAUCGAUGGAAUGUUUGACACCCUCGCGGGCCUUCCGGAGCUCGAAAGACUCGUUCUGCGCGCGACCGCGCGCGGGUCCAUCGUCGAGAUCGAGCCCACAAUUGCAGUGACUCUUGCUAGCGAGCGACGAGUGUCCCUCCUAAGAAUCCAGGACUUGACACUCGACGACAGGAUGAGAACUCUGGCAGGAAUUCUCUAUGGCCUCGCCAUUCCCCAGUCCUCUUUCCGGGACAUUACGAUCACGAUAUUCGACGAAGAGUCAAUCGCGGGCUUCUGUCGAGCGUUGGACGCGCACUACCAGCGACAGUCGCCCGACAAUGGGUUCAAGGGCUUCGAGCACAUGUGCAUAGAAGUCGGCGGUGACCCGAAGAGCACGCUCAUCCGCGCUUGCAUCUUGCAUGCUGGGCCUGGUCACCUUACACUCCCGACUGUCGCUCGUCGCGCCGAUAUCCUCAGCGAGCGUGCCCAUUUUAUGCUAAGAACCUUCAAUCACACCCGCGAGUUCGUCUCCUCGUUGGAGCUCUUGUCCGGCACGCCUGUCGUCUGUCUUCAAGGCAUCGCACACGAUUCCGUCUCUCACAUGUAUAACAUCAAGUGGCUCAGCGUCGACCCAUUCCUCUCCGCGAAAUUCGUCUCAGAUGCCGCGGAGGGACGUCUUGAUGCCUCACUCAUGUCGGAACUGGUCGUCUUACAGUUCGAAGGCGUCGUUUUCUCGACGAAUGGCGGAGUGAGGGAGAGUGAAGACGAUCCAGAACCGAUUGACAUGCGUCAACUUCUGCCGUGGCUAUCUUCGUUGAGUUCAAAAAGGACGUUCCGUCUGCUUUGCCUCUUCGAUUGUGGCAUAAAACACAUCGCGCAGGUCACAUCUUUGAGGACCGUCCUUGGGGAGGAGCGUUUAUACUGGGAUGGGAAAUUGGCUGGCGAAGCUCGUAACCCUACAGCUACGAUUGCCGAACCUGUCUGA